Malassezia restricta is the source of this 1890-nucleotide messenger RNA. Its product is annotated as pre-rRNA-processing protein IPI1. The record is from RefSeq and is a predicted model, not a curated record. NCBI's taxonomy places the organism in Eukaryota, Fungi, Basidiomycota, Malasseziomycetes, Malasseziales, Malasseziaceae. The transcript has a single exon. Bases 1 to 1890 code for a protein of 629 amino acids. Gene Ontology annotation, cellular component: nucleus.
AUGGGCACCAAGCGCAAAGCGACGAAGCCCGCGGUCGAUUUCACCAAGACCAAGCAAAAGCUCGGCAAGGGCAAGCAGGCGGCGAGCAAUGCCACGGACACGUCGUUCCGCGCCAAGGCCAUUGCGAUGCCGCAGCAGUCGAUCCUGCUCGAUCGGUCACACCAGGUGACGACGCGUCGUCGGCAGACGCUCAAUGAUCUCGUGCAACACACGCAUCAUCCUUCGCCCGGCGUGCGAAAAGACGCCGUCAUGGGCAUGCUCGAGCUCGUGAAAACGUAUGCGGGCUUUCUCGAACUGCACUGCGCAGCCCUGAUCAAUGCCGCCUUGCCACUCCUGGGCGAUGACGACGUGCAUGUUCGAGGUGCGGUGGCGACGUACUUUGGCGUCCUGCUUGACAGGCUUGACGACGAGGCGUUCGCCCCAUUUGCGCCCUCCAUGCUGCUGCUUACGACGUCUGCCAUGUCGCACAUUUCCAUGGCCGUGCGAAUCGAUGCCUUGCGCGUCCUGUCCCUGCUGCUCGACAAGGUGCCUGCUCUUGCCACCGAGGACUGGGAAAGUGCUUUGGACGCCCACAGCGGAUCUGAUAGGCACGGUCAGCGCUUACUGCAGGCGUUUUUUGCGAUGCUGGGCGUCGCGGCCGAUGCACACCGCCAACGCCUGGGUCUGUCGACGGCGUCGACGGCGUCGGUCGAGUUGGGCACGUCGCAGCGACUGCGUAUUCUGCGUGCGCUCGGUCAGUUUUUGUCCGUGACGGACCAAGAGGAACACGGCAUGUGGUGCUUCCAGUCGGCGUUUGCGUCGCCCAGCGAUCUCGAGCACUUUGAGGGCCUGUUUCAGCCCAGCAAGGCAUGUGCGCUGUGGACCGUGGCAGCCAUGCCCAGCGCAUCGUCCUACGAGAUCCACGAAGCUCUCGUACAUGGUGCCACGAGUCAAGAGGCGCCUGUGAGUGCGCAUGAACGCCUCGUACGCAUCUUGCACCCGUCUCUGCUGUCGACGCUACUCGAUGCCCUGCCCAGCGUCAUGUCCCCCGAUGGCCAUCGAUCAGACGCGCACGCCGAGCUGGCUCAGCAUAUCCUGCAAGUAUACCUGCUUCUGUGGCGCAGGACCAUCACGUCGCAUCUGGCCGCUGGUGCCGCGCAAGGCACGACGCGCGUCGCCGUGCCGUCGUUGCCCCAACUGAGCCAGCUUCUGACGCAUCUGGCGCCCUACUUUGCCGAGAAAAGCGAGAUGCUACAUCUCCAUGUCAUCUACUGUGAGCUCGUGGCACUCUACACGGUCGCCACACAAAAGGCACACCACUUGUCGUCUGUCCCCUUCCUCCUCGACCUCCUGUCAGAGCCUUCUCUGUCGCCUGCCCUGUACGAGGCCCUGCUCCCGACGUUCUGGCUCGUCGUAUCCUCACCGAUGGACGGCCACACGGACGUCAUGGCAGCUCUGCUGACCCAUUUCGAUACCCUGCGUGAUCGAACGCUCCAAGCCGCGGCAUUCCGCUUCCUUGCGCGACUCGCUAUGCUGCCGACGUACAAAUCCCUGCAAGCGAACAUCGAUGCACUGUAUACCCCACUGUGGAACACCUGGAUCCUGUCGCUCCCCCGUGUGCUCUGGCAGGCCGCAACGUGGGCCGUCUCGUCCAAGGCCUCACCCGCCGAGGCGCGUGACGCCCAGCGUCUCGUCGAGGACGUCCUCACGUUUCUGCGCUGGAUCGCCCUCAUGCCACGCCACCCGUUCUUUGAUCACGCCCACGUCCUGAACGAGCUGGCUCCCCGCCUCACACCGCUCUUUCACGUCGAGCAUCCCCAACGGGGCCCGAUCCCUGGGCCGUACCAUAAAUGGCCGGUGGCCACGCAGCACUUGGCCCAGGCCCUGACUAAGCUUGUAUCGUCCCCAUAG